Molecule: messenger RNA, 3403 nt
Organism: Pundamilia nyererei
Lineage: Eukaryota; Metazoa; Chordata; Actinopteri; Cichliformes; Cichlidae
Gene: klc1b
Product: kinesin light chain 1b
Exons: 17
Coding region: 329-2230 (633 amino acids)
Biological process (GO): microtubule-based movement
Cellular component (GO): kinesin complex; cytoplasm
Molecular function (GO): kinesin binding
Source: RefSeq, a predicted model, not a curated record
GCUGUAUUUCCUCCGUGAAACGUUAGUGUUGUGUGAGCUUGUGUGUGGUUGUGUGCUUCGGGAGCAUGGAUUUUAGAUGCUGCGUAUAGAAAUGAGCAGCUCUGCGCUUUGAACAGGAUGAACUUGCGACAUUUAGCCGGGGAGUGGUGACGCUAUCGCUGGCUAGCUGAGAGCUAGCUGGGCGCUGAGCGGAGCUCUACACAGAUCGGGCAGUAAGAGCUUUCAAAACUAAAGAGUCUUCGAUCAUUAAAAAACCCACGGUAAACCCAUCAAAAUUCAAGUGUGACCCUAGAGAUCAUAACGAAAUUGGUUUCCCUGAGCUAAAAAGAUGUCCACCAUGGUGUACCCACGGGAAGAGAAGCUGGAGAAGCUUUCUCAGGAGGAGAUCAUCUCGAACACAAAGCUCGUGAUCCAGGGUCUCGAGGCCCUGAAGAACGAGCAUAACUCCAUCCUUCACAGCCUCCUGGAGACCAUCAAGUGCCUAAAGAAGGAUGAAGAGGCCAACCUGGUGCACGAGAAGUCCAAUCUUCUCCGCAAGUCAGUGGAGAUGAUUGAAUUGGGCUUGGGAGAAGCACAGGUGAUGAUGGCCCUGUCCAACCACUUGAACGCGGUGGAGUCGGAAAAGCAGAAGCUGCGCGCACAGGUGAGGAGGCUUUGCCAGGAGAACCAGUGGUUGCGGGAUGAGCUGGCCAACACCCAGCAGAAGCUGCAGAAGAGUGAACAGAGCGUGGCCCAGCUGGAAGAGGAGAAGAAGCACCUGGAGUUCAUGAACCAGCUCAAAAAAUACGAUGAAGAUGUCUCACCCACUCAGGAGGAGAAAGACAGAGAAACACCAAAGGACUCCCUGGAUGACCUCUUCCCCAAUGAUGAGGAGGAGCACGGCCAAGGAAUGCAGCACCAACAUAACAGUGCAGCCGUGGUCGCAGCCCAGCAGGGAGGCUAUGAGAUCCCAGCACGUCUGAGAACCUUGCACAACCUGGUCAUCCAGUAUGCCUCUCAGGGCAGGUACGAGGUGGCCGUGCCCCUGUGCAAGCAAGCUUUGGAGGACCUGGAGAAGACCUCGGGGCAUGAUCACCCUGAUGUGGCCACCAUGCUCAAUAUCUUGGCUUUGGUGUAUAGGGAUCAGAAUAAAUACAAAGAGGCAGCCCAUCUGCUCAACGAUGCUCUAUCCAUCCGUGAGAAAACCCUGGGCAAGGACCAUCCUGCUGUUGCUGCCACCCUGAAUAACUUGGCCGUGCUGUAUGGAAAGAGAGGGAAGUACAAGGAGGCCGAGCCUCUGUGUAAGAGAGCUCUAGAGAUCAGAGAAAAGGUCCUGGGGAAGGACCACCCAGAUGUGGCCAAACAGCUGAACAACCUGGCUCUGCUGUGUCAGAAUCAGGGCAAAUAUGAGGAGGUGGAAUAUUACUACUGUCGUGCCCUGGAGAUCUACGAGUCCAGGCUGGGCCCAGAUGAUCCAAAUGUGGCCAAAACCAAGAACAACCUGGCAUCCUGCUUUCUCAAACAGGGGAAAUACAAGGAGGCUGAGAUUCUCUACAAAGAGAUCCUGACUCGUGCUCAUGAGAAAGAAUUUGGAUCUGUUGAUGCUGACAACAAGCCCAUCUGGAUGCACGCCGAGGAAAGGGAGGAGAGCAAGGGCAGGCACAGAGACAAUACUCCAUACGGAGAGUACGGAGGCUGGUACAAGGCCUGCAAAGUCAAUAGCCCUACAGUAAACACCACCUUGAGGAACCUGGGGGCUCUGUACCGCCGCCAGGGCAAGCUAGAAGCUGCUGAGACCCUGGAAGAGUGCGCUGCAAGGUCUCGCAAGCAGAGCAACACAGGCAUCGACCCAAUCCACCAGACACGUGUGGUGGAGAUCCUGAAAGAUACAGAGGGCGACAGGCGGAAGAGCAGGGACAGUCUCGCCAGCGUUAAGUAUGAGAGCGGCUCUGAGACCGGCGAGGAAGUGAGUAUGGGCGUGGAGUGGAACGGGGAUGGCAGUGGAACCCUCUAUCGCAGUGGCUCUCUGGGGAAGCUCAGGGAUGUUUUGCGUCGCAGCAGCGAGAUGCUGGUGAAGAAACUGCAGGGCAACGUACCCCCUGAACCUCGCAGCACCAAUAUGAAGCGAGCCUCUUCCUUGAACUAUCUGAACAAAUCCAGCGAUGAAACGUUCCAGAAUCGAGGGGGCAGUAAUUUCAGGGAGAGCCGUGGGCUCAGCUCCAGCACUGUGGAUCUCUACUCUGGAAACUGAGCAGCAGGCGGUUCUGUUCACCCAUCCAAAGACACUACUCCCCCUCCUCUUUCUCCCUUUGGCCUUCGGCAACAGAACCGUCGGACAGUGUCGAGUCCAGCACGCAUUUUGUCCACACGCCUGACCCAAAGAUCCUCUUAGAUUCCCACUCAUCAGGAUGAAUACCUACGUAACCAGUCUGAUAUUUUUCCCGUUGCCACAUUUCUGCAUUUCCCUCGUCGUAGUCCUAAUGUCUUGUUGCCUUGGUGCGUCCUAAUUGUGGCCAAGAAAACCUGCCGUACCUCAUCUCUGCCCUUAAUUCAUAAUCACUGACUCUGCACUUUGAGUUCGCCUCUCGCCAUAAAUGCCACCUUUUGACAGUAAUAACCGAUUUUUAGUUAAGAUUAAGUUUUUCUUACAUGUAAAUAAAAGAUACUUUGUAGACUGUAGAUUUAUUUUUGCCUUCGACGGUAGAUAAAGAUGAAAAGGUUUUGGGUUUGAAAUGACGUCAUGUAACGUUUUCCUUUUAAUGAUUUGCCCGUUGAGAUUUAUUGCGAUGUUAGGGGUGUAGCUUCAAACUUUGGGAAACAGGGUGAAGAUGUUUAUUCUACUGACGUGACUGUAACUGAAAUUAUAGCUGCUGCUUUAACCACUACAGCUGAUCUCGUGCGUUGCAGAGAAAGACACAGGUGUAAUCGUGUAAACCAUGGAAAGCACUCCUUUAAAAAAAACAACAACAACUUGUGUAUGUACAUAUAUAUGUGUGAAAAAGUAAACCAAUCAGGACUGAACUGUUCAUCCUGAACAGUGGUGCCAUGCAGGACUUGACUGCUGUAUGUUAGUCCACUCUGCAGGUUUGAGAUGCCAACUCUGAGCACAUCUUUCUGUAAUGCUGUGAUUGGGGAUGUGUGACGAUGGUAAGAUUUGAGUGUGUUGUUUGAUUGUGUUUUUCGUGUCGCUACUCAAAAACAACUGGAAUGUCUUUUUUUCUAAUUCCCUUAUUUUGCCUUUGUUUUCAUUUCAUUCUAUGUAAUAAAUAUAAAAGAUAGAAUAUGAUCAAGUGCUCAAAUUUCAACAAGUAGAAAGCGCGUUUCAUUUAAGGGGACAGUUGCACACGCGUCUGUUUUGAUCUGAUACUUAAAACGACCCCAGUUGGUGUCUGAUCUUGAUAAAAGAAAUAAAACCAUUUUCUAC